Messenger RNA from Glycine soja, 4589 nucleotides. Its product is annotated as TMV resistance protein N-like. NCBI's taxonomy places the organism in Eukaryota, Viridiplantae, Streptophyta, Magnoliopsida, Fabales, Fabaceae. The transcript has 8 exons. The record is from RefSeq and is a predicted model, not a curated record. Gene Ontology annotation, molecular function: ADP binding. Gene Ontology annotation, biological process: signal transduction; defense response. The coding region runs from base 127 to 3090 and encodes 987 amino acids.
AGAAUAAAGAUCAUCUAUCUGUAUUUUGCAUUAUUGCAUAGUUGACUUCAACUCCUUCGCUGGAAUUUCGUUUCUCAUCUCUAUUCUGCCCUCUCAAAUGCUGGAGUCAAUACUUUCCUUGACGAAAUGAAUUAUCCAAAGGGAGAGGAACUAAACGAAGGAUUAUUACGAACCAUAGAAGGAUGUCGGAUAUGUGUAGUUGUUUUCUCCACAAACUACCCUGCGUCUUCUUGGUGUCUUAAAGAGUUGGAAAAAAUCAUUGAAUGCCACAAAACUUAUGGCCACAUAGUUUUGCCCAUAUUUUACGAUGUUGAUCCCUCCCAUAUACGUCAUCAGCGGGGUGCUUUUGGGAAAAAUUUGAAAGCAUUUCAAGGAUUGUGGGGAAAAUCUGUGUUGUCGAGGUGGCGCACGGUACUCACCGAAGCUGCAAACUUCUCGGGUUGGGAUGUGAGCAAUAACAGGAACGAGGCUCAAUUAGUGAAGGAAAUUGCUGAAGAUGUUCUCACAAAACUAGACAACACAUUCAUGCAUAUGACUGAAUUUCCUGUUGGAUUAGAAUCCCAUGUGCAAGAAGUGAUUGGAUAUAUUGAAAAUCAGUCAACCAAAGUUUGUAUCGUAGGGAUAUGGGGAAUGGGAGGAUUGGGUAAAACUACCACAGCCAAAGCCAUCUACAAUCGAAUUCAUCGUAGAUUCAUGGGUAGAUGUUUCAUUGAAGAUAUUCGAGAAGUUUGUGAAACAGAUAGAAGAGGGCAUCUUCAUUUGCAAGAACAACUUCUUUCAAAUGUCCUUAAAACAAAGGUGAACAUACAAAGCGUUGGGAUAGGAAGAGCUAUGAUUGAGAGCAAACUUUCUAGAAGAAAGGCACUCAUUGUACUUGAUGAUGUUAUUGAGUUUGGCCAGUUAAAAGUCCUAUGCGGAAAUCGUAAAUGGUUUGGUCAAGGAAGUAUAGUAAUCAUUACAACUAGAGAUGUACGCCUACUUCACAAACUUAAAGUUGAUUUUGUUUAUAAAAUGGAGGAAAUGGACGAAAAUAAGUCCCUUGAGCUUUUUAGUUGGCAUGCUUUUGGAGAAGCAAAACCAACAGAAGAGUUCGAUGAACUUGCAAGAAAUGUAGUUGCUUAUUGUGGAGGACUACCGCUAGCUCUUGAAGUCAUUGGUUCUUAUUUAAGUGAGAGGAGGAAGAAAGAGUGGGAAAGUGUAUUGUCAAAACUAAAAAUAAUUCCCAAUGAUCAAGUUCAAGAGAAAUUAAGGAUAAGCUAUAAUGGCUUAGGUGAUCACAUGGAAAAGGAUAUAUUUCUUGAUAUUUGUUGUUUCUUUAUUGGUAAAGAUAGAGCCUAUGUUACAGAGAUACUAAAUGGCUGUGGACUACAUGCUGAUAUUGGAAUAACAGUUCUCAUGGAGCGUAGCCUCGUAAAAGUUGCAAAGAACAACAAACUUGAAAUGCAUCCAUUAAUACGAGACAUGGAUAGAGAGAUAAUUCGUGAAAGUUCAACAAAGAAACCUGGGAAGCGCAGUCGAUUGUGGUUUCAAGAGGAUUCACUUAAUGUAUUGACAAAGAAUACUGGGACAAAAGCUAUUGAGGGAUUGGCUCUGAAAUUGCAUUCAAGCAGCAGAGAUUGCUUCAAAGCUUAUGCUUUUAAGACAAUGGAUCAAUUGAGACUAUUGCAACUUGAGCAUGUAGAACUCACUGGAGAUUAUGGGUAUCUUCCUAAGCAUCUGAGAUGGAUCUAUUGGAAAAGAUUUCCUUUAAAAUACAUGCCUAAAAACUUUUUUCUUGGAGGUGUAAUUGCGAUUGAUUUAAAACACAGCAAUCUUAGACUAGUCUGGAAAGAACCCCAGGUUUUGCCGUGGCUGAAAAUCCUCAAUCUUAGUCAUUCUAAGUACUUGACAGAAACCCCUGACUUUUCAAAUUUACCAAGUCUUGAAAAGCUCAUUCUCAAAGAUUGUCCAAGUUUGUGCAAGGUACACCAGUCCAUUGGAGAUCUCCAAAAUCUUCUGUUGAUAAAUUUGAAGGACUGUACAAGCCUAAGCAAUCUCCCAAGAGAGAUAUAUAAGUUGAAAUCUUUGGAAACUCUCAUCCUAUCCGGUUGUUCGAAGAUUGACAAAUUGGAAGAAGAUAUAGUGCAGAUGGAAUACUUGACUACUCUAAUUGCUAAAAAUACAGCUGUGAAACAAGUGCCCUUUUCAAUUGUAAGAUUAAAAAGCAUUGAAUAUAUCUCCCUAUGUGGAUAUGAAGGAUUAUCACGUAAUGUUUUUCCUUCUAUCAUUUUGUCUUGGAUGUCACCAACAAUGAAUCCCGUAUCUCGUAUUCGUUCAUUUAGUGGCACUUCAUCAUCUUUAAUUUCCAUGGAUAUGCAUAAUAAUAAUUUGGGUGAUCUAGUACCAAUUCUUAGCAGCCUUUUAAAUCUUCUAACUGUUUCGGUGCAAUGUGACACGGGGUUUCAACUAUCUGAAGAAUUAAGAACAAUUCAGGAUGAGGAAUAUGGAAGUUACCGAGAAUUGGAAAUAGCAUCAUAUGCAUCACAAAUUCCAAAGCAUUAUUUGAGCUCUUAUUCGAUUGGAAUUGGAAGUUAUCAAGAAUUCUUCAAUACCCUAAGCAGAAGCAUAUCUGAGGGAUUGGCAACCAGUGCGGUUAGUGAUGUUUUUCUCCCUAGUGAUAAUUAUCCUUAUUGGUUGGCCCAUAUGGAAGAUGGACAUUCAGUGUAUUUCACUGUUCCCGACGAUUUUCACAUGAAGGGAAUGACUUUGUGUGUUGUUUAUUUAUCAACCCCUGAAGACACUGCAAUUGAAUGUCUUAUUAGUGUAUCAAUGGUUAAUUACACAAAGGGCACCAUCCAAAUAUUCAAGCGAGACACAGUAAUUUCCUUUAACGAUGAAGACUGGCAGGGCAUAAUAUCACAUUUGGGACCUGGAGACGAGGUGCAAAUUUGUGUGACUUUUGAGCAUGGAUUGCUGGUUAAGAAGACAGCUGUCUAUCUAAUAAUGUGCGAUGAAUCGAUUGACAAGGAAACCAUCCCUUCUCCUUAUCCAAAAGAAAAGCAAAAGAAAAAUGUAAUCGUAGGAUUCAUAAAAGAAAUUUGUAAUGUGUAAGAUUCAAGAAGAGUAGAGGUUUCAAUCAAUUUUUAAUGGGUAUGUCAAGCAUCCCGUGCCGCACCCCACUCACCCUUUCAUUUUCCAUUCAAUAAUUCAAACACCAGUUAAUGGCUAUCCUUCAGAUAUUCUCCUCCUCCUCCUCCUUCUCACAGCAUUAAACGUCGUCGUUUUCAUGACUCCAUAAUUCACCGGAAGCAGAGCAAGAAGAAGAAGCAGCAGCAGUAGCGCGAGUUCACAUGGGAUUGGGAACAACUGCGAGAAGCCGAAGAAGAAUCGUCAUCGAAGAAGGUUAUCUGUCGUACCCCAUUUUGGAUGCUUUUUCGUGUUUCCCCUGUUUUCAGCAGCGACGGUGGCGCCGUCGUGCACUUUGUUGUCGUACAGGUACCACUUCAAAAAAAGGAAGGGUCUGAAGUGAGGGAUUUCGGGUUCGGGUGCUGUCGGAAGGAAGUGUGCGUGGAUUCGUUGGUGGAGAUGAUCACAUUUGUUCAUUGGAGCAAUUGCUCGAACAUGAUGUCAGAGGUUUAUUUCUUUGUUUUGCUUUUUUUUUUUCCUUCCUUUUCUUUACUUUUUCAUGCAUGUCAAGUGAGUGCUUUGUACUGAAGCAUUGCUUCACCAACCCUAAUAAUUAAAUUAGUCGCAUAAUUAAAAAUAAUUUUAGGACAACAUAGAUGCAUGUGCUUUUUGAUCAUGUUAGGUUGUGCUAAAUAAAAAAAAGUUAAAAUGUACUUUAAACUUGAUAUUUGAUGCAGAAUUGUAAUAGUUCCUUUUGGUCUCCCAGUAAUUGUCCUAGUGUUUGGGUUCUACUGAUUUUUUAGCUUUGUGGGAUGCAGAAGUGGAGAGAUAAGAGCCGUGUGAGGCGAGUGAUGAUGAGAAGCGAAGUGUUGUUACUGCCAUGGACUGUAUAUUUUCUGUGCUAACCCAUUACAGUGAGGCCACAAGGAGAUUGGUGUGUAGAAAGAGGUCCAGCAUUCCUGACGUGGGUCUUUUAAGCACAUCCUUGAUUAUUUCUCUUGGUAGAAUCAAACAAAGCUUUGUAUUAACUAAUCCGCAUUUACCAGACAUGGCUAUUGUUUAUGCUAGUGACGCCUUCUUGAAUUUGACAGGUUGCAUACUUUGUGGGAGUUCAAAUAGAAGACAACAAUAAAAAUGAUGAUAGUCAUUGUUUGAGUCCUGAGAAGAGACAACUUAGUGUGGUUAGUGUAGUCAAGGUUGCAGUGAGGACUUUAUCAAUGACUGCGGUAUCUUCUGAGUCGUAGCAAAAGGAUCAUGUGAGUUUGGAAACCCCAUGGAUUUUGACUCCAAGGAUCGAGGGUAACUUGAAUUGGAUGCAUUUGGAAAUCCAAAGGGAUUAGACUCAGCAAAUCUUGAAAGUGUUGCAGAAGUAUGUCAAUAACUUAGUAUAAAAUUAUUAAUUUCUUAAGCUUCAGGAUCUUGAUGAUAAUGAUGAUUCAUUUGGAACUUAUUGUUGAAAUUUAAAAAUAUUUGAUCCUUCUAUU